AUGUGGGAAGCUGGUAGAAACAAUUCGCCAUUGGCUCAUGCUAUGAUGCAUGGAAUUCAUGUUUUAUUAGUGGAUCAUGAUGCAGAAGCUUUAAUCAAUACAGCAAAGCAACUCGAAAUGUGCCAGUACAAAGUUACAUUUGUUGAGCAUGCAUCUGCUGCAAUAUCGAUGCUCCCUAGUGGAAAGGCUAAAUUUGAUGCUGUGAUAGCAAACAUCAACUCUCCUGAUCUCCAUGGAUUCAAACUUCUCCAACAUGCAGUCUACAUGUGCAUCCCAGUAGUUUUAAUGUCCGAUGAUGAUGAUGCAUUCAUUGCGAUGAGGGCUCUCGAACAUGGGGCAUUCCUUUACAUCAAGAAGCCUAUAUCAAUGGAGUUUCUCCGAUGUCUCUGGCAACAUGUUGUGAGGGAGAAGACGAGAAUGGUGAGGGAAAGGGACAUGUUUAUCGCAUCGAACAACCUCGCAUCUGUACGCAGUGUCCAGUUUAGGGAAGUGACGCAUCCGAGGGAUGAAAACCCUAACCCUAAUCAUAACAUGGCAAUGAAGAAUAAGGGUAAGUGCAAGAGUAAAGGUAGAUGUAGAUAUGAUGAUUAUAGUGAAGAAUACGAUUCAGAGAGUCAUGUGAAGGGUAAUGUGAGGAGGAAGAUAUGUACCGAAUGGACUCAAGAACUGCAUACCAAGUUCAUGAAUGCAAUCGAACAACUUGGUGAAGGAAGGUGUUUCCCAAAAGAAAUCCUAGAGAUGAUGAAUGAGCCUGGCCUAACAAGAAUGCAAGUGGCAAGCCAUCUUCAGAACUGUGGUGAAGCAAGUUCACAGAGCAAGAGCCUUUGGAGUUCAGACACAUCGAAUCUCGACAGCGAUCACUCUGAAACUAAAGCCCAAGCUUGUUGA
Messenger RNA from Salvia miltiorrhiza (redroot sage), 888 nucleotides. Its product is annotated as two-component response regulator ORR26-like. Bases 1 to 888 code for a protein of 295 amino acids. Gene Ontology annotation, biological process: phosphorelay signal transduction system; cytokinin-activated signaling pathway. NCBI's taxonomy places the organism in Eukaryota, Viridiplantae, Streptophyta, Magnoliopsida, Lamiales, Lamiaceae. The transcript has 5 exons. Gene Ontology annotation, molecular function: DNA binding. The record is from RefSeq and is a predicted model, not a curated record.